Molecule: messenger RNA, 1291 nt
Organism: Pimephales promelas (fathead minnow)
Lineage: Eukaryota; Metazoa; Chordata; Actinopteri; Cypriniformes; Leuciscidae
Gene: vma21
Product: vacuolar ATPase assembly factor VMA21
Biological process (GO): vacuolar proton-transporting V-type ATPase complex assembly
Cellular component (GO): endoplasmic reticulum membrane
Source: RefSeq, a predicted model, not a curated record
UGACAAAGACCCGGAAGCGCAAAUAAUAAUUCAAGAUGUCGCAGCACGGAAUUAUCAGCGAUUGAGUUCCCUUUUAAGAUUUUUCUUUUGUUUUGCCUAUGAAUAAAAAUACACAAUGGAAAAACACGACAAGACGGACGUCGGGUCCAUUCCCGGAACCUUGCCUGAUUUCAGAGGGAAUGACGGUUCUCUUGUCUCUGUGCUCAAGACACUAUUGUUUUUCACUAUUCUGAUGAUAACUCUCCCCAUUGGACUGUAUUUUACAUCAAAGUCUUUUCUCUUUGAAGCCUUUCUGGGUUACUCUAGCAAUGACAGCUAUUUCUAUGCUGCCAUCGUUGCUGUGCUUGCCGUCCACGUGGUUCUGGCACUCUUUGUUUACGUUGCAUGGAAUGAAGGAUCACGCCAAUGGAGAGAGGGAAAACAGGAUUAACCUAAACUGGAAGCAGCAGGGAGAGAUGGAAACACACACAUGCCUCUCUUAUUGUAUUCUUAUGAACUAGAAUAUCAUAAUGCAGUAACACCAUCUCUCUCUGUGUGUGUGUAUGUGUGUUUACUUUUUUCUCCUGAAUGUCUCAACCUAUCAGCGAUAAGAAGCCUGAUUUCUUCUUUAUCUCAUGCUAUGGUCGAUGUCAUCUUUAGGUCUGGUUGGAGGUUGUGUCAGAAGGUUUUAGAUGAUAUUGUGUUUUUGUGCAGGGCUAAUUCAAGAUGGUAGAAAAGACAAGCUGUUCUCAUAAACAUUUAAUAUUCCCGCAUUGUCAUUAUCUGCCUCAUUUCAGCAUAGUCAAUAAAUGAAAUCAGUUGAUUCAGAACUGGAUUCAAGCUGUUGUUCUGUAUCAUUUUUAUGUCUUCCCUUCUAUUUUUUACCAAGAAUUAUGUAGAUAGUUGGUGAGUUCAAAUAAGUGGGUGUCUGUGGUUAAGUUUAAAAAAAAUCCAAUGUCAUUUCACGUUUUAUUUAUCAAUUAAUGCUGUUAAAGCUCUCAUUUUCUCUUGCUGUUAAAGCUCUCAUUUUCUCUUGAGUGUUUUAUAACAUUUUACAAUUAAAAUGACAUGUGGAGUGGGAUAUGAGUUAAUAUGUUCUGUAUUUUGGAUCUCCAUCUGCCCCCAAACACAUUUUAUACUUUGUGCCCUCUUUUAGGAUAAUAUGAUAGAAAGUGAUUAAUUAAAUAUCACAGCAUUAAUCAGAAUGUUGAGUUAGAUUGACCCAUGCCUGUAAUAUAUUUUAAUGAAUCGCACAAAUAUUUGAUGAUAACAUGGAAUCAACAAUUAAUAAACUAAAUCCUGAACCCUUCAA